AUGGAAGAUGACGAGUUUGCGGCGUUUGAGUUGAACGAUGAUGAGGACCUGGACGGACUAUAUGAGGAGGCGGAUUUUGACAUUCCCUUAGGCCUGCAGCAGACGCAAACCGUCUCUGCCCCGCCGCCUAUGAUGAAGUUCAAAACCGAGGCGUUCGAUCCGCCUCUUCCUCCCGUCCCCGCCGCCACCCCCACGGUCACAUUCUCCAGCGCUCCCCCUUCCCUCCUGCGGCCACCACCACGGCCCGUGCCGAGCAGCAGCCCUGCCACCGCGGCGAAGGUGAAAGUGCAGCCGCCGCCGAGCCCGCAGGUGGUGCGGUUUGCACAGCAGCCGCAGCCGCAGCCGCAACUGGGCGCGGUGCCCAUGACCCCAACGCAGCAGCCGCAGAAGCAGCAGCUGAAGCAGCAACCGCCGAGCAAGCAGCAGGUGGACUCCUCGCUGUUCGUCACGACGCCGUCGCUCCGGCGGGUCGAGCCCAACCCGGCCGAAUCCCCCCUGAAGCGCACCAAACUGAGCGAAGACGACGCCAUGGAGUUCGCCCUGGGUGCACCGUUUCCGAUGACGCCCUUGCCGCUCGGGCGGCCGCGCAUACCCGGCCCGGCGGGCGAGCUCAUGCUGUCGAGCGCGCGGAAGAAGGACGCCACCGGCCAAUCGUCCACGCUCAAGAGCUCGCAGCAGGCCGCGCAGCAGACCCUCCCCUCGCCGAUCAUCACCCGCGGCAGCGACCAGGCCGUGUCGCCCACCGACCCGGCGCAGGACGUCGACUUCUACAACGGCCCGUGGCUCACCAUGCUCGAGCACCUCCAGCUCCCGCCCUUCACGCCCGCCCAGGGCAACGCUCUGCGGUUCAAGUUCAGCAUCGAGUACGUGCUGCAGGACGGGUGGCGCGUGAAGGUGCCGCAGCUGGUGGUGGUGAUCAAGUCCAUCGCGACGGACACCAACGCCAGCGUAACGCUGAAGGAUCCGACGGGCGAGAUGCAGGGGACGAUCCACGCCUCCGUACUGGACAUCCACCCCAACCUCAUCAAGCGAGGCGCGGUCCUCUUCCUGCGUCAGGUUUCAGUUUUCACGCCUGCGCCGGACUCGCACUACCUCAACAUCACCGACGCCAACAUUGUGCACAUCUUCCCGCAGAGUCUGCCGCACCCAACGGUACUACAGCACCACUCGCACCCUUGGGUCCUCGCGAGUGUUGGCGCUCACUGA
Acanthamoeba castellanii str. Neff is the source of this 1206-nucleotide messenger RNA. RefSeq lists its product as uncharacterized. The record is from RefSeq and is a predicted model, not a curated record. The transcript is spliced from 4 exons. Bases 1 to 1206 code for a protein of 401 amino acids. Lineage: Eukaryota; Discosea; Longamoebia; Acanthamoebidae. Gene Ontology annotation, biological process: recombinational repair.